UUUUAGCUCAUAGAGAGGCAUCAUGAUUAUUUCUAGUCUGUUUAAUAACCAGUUAAAAACUCCUUACUGAAGCUUUAAAAUAAUACUCACCAUAUUCCAUUAUGUAAUUAACACUUCUGGGAAACCUUGAGGAUAUAAAUACAUUGAUUAAAAAAAAGCUGACAACUUCAUUUGCAAUAUAUGAACACAUCAAUUCAAGUCAACCAAACAAAAGAGACUGCUUCAUAUCCACUCCUCGUGCAGGAAUGUCAUUGAGCAGGUUGAAGAAUGCGUGUGUUUCUCGUUGGAAGUGAAAUGAGGAAGCAAGACGGGAAUAUGUGUUUGUGUACUCCAGAUAUGGCACAUGAGGAGAUCCUUUGAGCUUACAAGGGGCUGAGACAGUCCACCGUGGCCCUUUAGAGGGAAUGACACCAUCAGCAGUCCACUGAAUGUGACACAGAGGUGUCAGCUGAGGUGAAACUGUGCAGACCGGGUCGGUGAUGGAGGAGAUCGGGCAGAGAGAAUUGCAUUUAAACCACACAACUGCUCACAUUUCACCCCCGGAUGCAAAACCUGGAUUUCCUGGGUACUAUGUACUCAUCCCCUUUCUGCUACUCACGCUGACUGGAUGUGUGGUGGCAAUGGUUGUUUAUAUCAGAAGGAAAACUAGAUUAGAUGAGCUGCGUCACAGGCUGAUUCCUCUGUACAGCUACGACCCUGCGGAGGAGGAACAAGAUGAGUGGGGGUAUGAGGGCAAGGAUGAGAAUGAUGAGGAGCUAGCUGAACCUUUGUACAAAGGAGCAAUGCUUUAUCUGUCACCUGACUACAGGACAUGAACAGAAAACGGAGACGGCUGAAAGUUGUACUCAUGUAGAGGAAAAUAUCCUCCUUUAUAUUUGGUGUACAAAGGAAAACAGUGCAAAAGUAUUGUCCUCUGUAUAAAACAACAUGGGGUGACAUUCAUCUACUUCUAGCAUGACAUCAAAUCUUUUAAUGUCCUAUGACAUGAUCUACAUU
Molecule: messenger RNA, 996 nt
Organism: Labrus bergylta (ballan wrasse)
Lineage: Eukaryota; Metazoa; Chordata; Actinopteri; Labriformes; Labridae
Product: small integral membrane protein 29-like
Source: RefSeq, a predicted model, not a curated record